Molecule: messenger RNA, 2937 nt
Organism: Dissoconium aciculare CBS 342.82
Lineage: Eukaryota; Fungi; Ascomycota; Dothideomycetes; Mycosphaerellales; Dissoconiaceae
Exons: 1
Coding region: 158-2776 (872 amino acids)
Biological process (GO): translational elongation
Molecular function (GO): translation elongation factor activity; GTP binding; GTPase activity
Source: RefSeq, a predicted model, not a curated record
AGAAGUGAACAACGCAUGUUCCGAGGGAAAUCCACUUAUCUAGAGCUUUCAUGACUUGGUAAAGCGAUCAUCAGCAAGAAUUUGGGCACCGGCUCAAGCAAAAGUGGGAAGACAUUGGAGGGAACCGCUUGGCGAUAUUUGAUAGCUGCACAAUAUAAUGGCCUCAAUUUUCACCUAUGAUCCAGACCCGCCACGGGUGGCAUCGCCGUGGCUACAAGCCAUUGCCGACUUGCCCGACGAGCGUCCAGACGCCUCUGGUCCUAAAUUAUCCGUCCCGUCAGUUAUGGAAUGUAGGAAAGUCACUCGGUUGCAGGCUGAGCCUCAGGAGGGCCCCAUUGAGUACAAGUUGCAUUUGCUUCUGCGCCCGCGGCGGAAAUUUCGAUCGACAAGCACAGGUGGUCAUACUGCGCCACCGAAGCAUGCGAAAUUUGGUCAGGCGAUACCUGGACGUCGAGUCCCAGAAGCAGACGGCGGCCAUGGCAAUUAUAACCCUGCCGCGCCAGCUGCGGCAAUCUCAACUCAGCAGACGCGCCAAUUGCGAUUGGAGAAGCUUACUACCCAAUUGAUGUGGCGUCUGCAGCAAUCUUCUCCACAUCACACAUCAUCUGCCACUAAUACCAUCAUCCCGGCGUUCCCAGAAGCGCUUCCAGAGCUCCAGGCACCUCAGGAGAUCUCGAAGCUACUCCAUGGCCUGGAGGAGAGCAAAGGCGCUCUUUAUGAGAUUGGGGUUACCGACGAUGGCGCGCUCAUUGGUCUUGCUGAGGAUGAGAUGUUGGAGAGUUUGAACAACCUACGAGCCAUGGCGGCCUGUCUGGGAUGUACGGUCGAAGUCCUGCGCAAAGAGGUAGUCGGAGAGUGUGAGUGGCUAGAGGAGUCUAUCUCUGGAGGCAAGGAGCGCAAAAUUCGCCGGGUUGGCAAGUUGAUCGUUGUCGAGGCGCUCGUGAAACCUUUCUUGCAUGCCAAAAGCCCGGUGAUCGACUCCCUGGAGCUGCCACAGCAUCUACCCUCUCUUGAUGGGAUCACCAAUGAUGCAGACUUGACUCCCUCGAGUACGGAGCAGCUCCGCAUCACUCUUACUGGACCGACCAUGUCGGGAAAAUCAACCUUGCUAGGAACGUUGACAACUUCGACACUGGACAAUGGUCGAGGAACUAGCCGUUUGAGUAUGCUGAAACAUCGCCAUGAAAUCACAUCGGGUAUCACGAGCUCCGUGACACAAGAACUGUUAGGCUAUCAGGACGGUACCGGAGGAAGUCUGGAGGUUGUCAAUUAUGCGACUGAAAAUGUCGCAGCAUGGAUUGAUAUUCAUGUCGCGGCGGCAAACAACAGACUAGUCCUGGUGUCCGACUCAGCCGGUCAUCCGCGUUACAGGCGCACUACAUUGAGGGGACUCGUUGGUUGGGCACCUCACUGGACUUUACUCUGUAUACCUGCAGGCGACGUAUCAACCACGUCCAACAUCGUAGGAUCUCCGCUGCAGCAACCUGGCGCUGUCAUGUCCGAAAUGGACCUUUCGGGUGCUCAGAUGGACCUAUGCCUCCGUCUGUCGCUGCCUCUGGUCAUCGUCAUCACCAAGCUUGAUCUCGCAUCACGCUCUGGCCUCCGUGAGCGUUUGACUAAGAUUUUGGACACGCUUAAAGCUGCUGGGAGGAGACCUGUCAUCCUCCCCAAUCGCCCUGGUGCAGUGUCCGAAGAGGAUUUACAAUCCCUUCCCACAUCUGCCCUGGACAGCGUGCGCAGCGCUAUUGGCCCGUCAUUCGAGGACAAGCUGUCCAUAGUGCCUAUUGUCUUGACAAGCGCUGUGGAUGGUACUGGCAUUGGAAAUCUUCAUUCUCUGCUCCAUGUAUUGCCCAUUUCAGCUUCGCCAGCACAAGUAGUGCAUGACGCGCAGUCCGCAGUUUUUCACUUGGAAGAUGUUUACAGCAAGCCUGCUGAAGGCUCAGGCGUCAUCAUCUCCGGACGCUUGCGAUCAGGCUUGAUCUCAGUCGGAGAUGUGCUAGAGCUCGGCCCAUUCUCGGGUCAUGACCCUCUCGACGACUCGGAGGAUUCCGAUGAACGACCUCUGCGCAAAGCCAACGCCCAGCCUCUCGCCUCUCGCUCAUUCCCUGGUGCCCUGCGAGGCGCACAUUUCGCCUCCCCCUCCCUUGCACUUCCCACACAAGAGUGGCGGCGUGUCAAGGUCACUAGCAUCCGCAAUCUACGCUUACCAGUUCACUUCCUAAACGCCGACCAAGUCGGCACCAUCGCCGUCGUGCUAGAAAACGAGGACUCGGCGAACAGGCGAGCUUCUGACCUUGCACUCUCCCGCAUUCGUAAGGGCAUGGUCCUCGCGAGCUCGCGACCUGUCGCGACCCGCACUUUCAGUGCGCGCUUCAAGCGCGAAGACCUCGAAUCGCUCGCCGUCGGCAACCAUGUGGUGGUAUACAUCUCGAGCGUGCGCGCGUCCGCAAAAAUCAUCUCCGCGCGGACGCCCGAUACUGCGCCCGCGUCUCCUGUCCUGGAUGGACAGAGUCAUGAGCCGUUCUCCUUUGAUGAUGUUAAUGCUAGUCUGAUGGAUGGGAAAGAGAUGUUUGGACCUGUGGCAGGAGUGGUCACGGCCGCGGAAUUGGUUGUGACUUUAAGCUUCGAUGCGGCGAAGGAAUUUGUCAUGGUUGGUGAUCAAGCUUUGCUCAUGCCGGGAGGCGGACCAGGUCUGUAUGGUGGGCUGGAACGUGGAGAGAAGGGUGUAGCUGGCUUGGAGGGCUUUGUUGGACUCAUUACGGAGGUCCAUGCGUGAAGCUUUGUGCGCGUGUUGCUUAUCGCUACGUGACUCUGGGCUGAGGUGGUUGUGAUGUUGGAGCAUGGUGGUACCGAGACAGAUUGUAGGCUCAUUGAUGUGAGAAAUGAAACUGCAAUGCCGCGUUGAUCUCGCAGGACUUUCGUAAGACGAACUGUCGA